CCGUUUUGUCUAAUAUUAUUUUUGCUAGCCUUUCUCCGAUAUUUGAUUGGUCUUUUCUAAAGAUUCUCUGUAUUCUGAUUGGUUCUCGUAAAGUUCUAGGAAAUUUUCGACUCUUUCAGGACACAGAUCGAACAGAAAAAGAUAUUCUGUUUUAAAGACAAUUUAAGAGAUGAAUAGUCCCGGUCCAGAUAUGGAUGUGAUUAAGGAGGUGCCCGGCUACAAGGUCAUCUUGAAAGCCGUUCUCAGAGCACAGAUACAACAGCUGGUAGAGCAGCUGUGUAGCAACACCGAUGAGGAAGUGGUUGUGUUGACCGCGAGCAUUCAUGACGGGAGUCUUACCCAGAUGGGCUCUGCCUGCGGAAACAGCUUCAUCCAGAAGAACUACAACUUGAGGUCAAAAUUCCUCUCCUUCUGUCUACAGAGCAACCAUAACAAAACUGACAGAAGCUCUGCCAACAGGUCCAACCAAUCAGGAACAAGAAGAGCAAAUCGCUCAAAUAGAGGCACACCUCGACAUCAGCCCUAUACAUCAAAGCAAGGGAAGAAAGCAGAUGACCCUAACGUCCAAUCAAAACUUAUUAUGUCUGAGUGUCAAACACAAAACGUUGAUGGUUCAGAUAGAUCGACUCAAGAUGGAUGUUAUGAUAGAAAAACAGUUGAACGUGUGGAAACAAUGACUAAUGAAACUGUGCGCAGUUAUGAUAACUCGUGGUCAGGUGUUUACAGAAUUGGUGAUAAAAUGGUUGCUAUGAAAAAUAACGAAUAUAACAGUCCUAGUUUGACCAAGGAGAAAUGUACAAGUAUGUUUGAAACAAACGAUGUACAUGUGACUGAAGAAAACUAUGGGAAUGAUGAAGAUGUGGAACCUGAUAGUUACACAGCUGCAGAUACUAGUGUACAACAUGGACUAAAUGUUCCUGUAUCAAUUGACAGACUGGAUGGUACAGAUUACCUGACUGGGAAGAAAAGGCCCAACCCAGCGUGCAACAACGACCAGUCAUCUGACUCGUCUGGUAACGAUGAAUUCCAGAUCCUCAUGAAGAUGACCCCGGUAGCUGGGUCUAGCGUGCCAAGCUCCUUGGCAUGUGAUCUGUGUGAUAAACAUUUCACCUUUGCAAGCAACCUUUAUCGACACAAACGCUUGCACGAAAAACAGCGAGCCCAUCAAUGUCCGCACUGUGAGUAUCGCAGCUCAAGGAGUGACCAUAUUCGAUUGCACGUGUACACCAUGCAUAGGGACAAAGAAGGGGCCGACAGUACAUCUACUGGCCAGCCGGAUAACCUGACUGGACAGGAAGAUAAUCCAACUGCAGAAGAAGAUAACCAGCCCGAACAGGAAGGUCAAGUGGUGUAGAAACCAUAAUGAUCUGCAUAUGUUCAACGUGCAUAAGGAAAAAGAGUGGCAGACAUUAUGUCAAUUGGUUAAUAAAGUUUCAGGAAGUAAAGUUUUUGAUUAACACAAUGUUAAAGUAUUAAAUUAAUGUUGCAUCACAAUAUGUUUUGGCAUAUGAUUUCAGUGAGUUAUUGACACAUUUCUUUAUAGAUAUAUAAUCAUAAUGUACAUGUAGUACACUUGAUAUUGAAUACAACGGUGAUUAUUUUAGGUAACAUAGGUCAGGUCUUUCAAUGAAAUAAAGUCAGGGUACUGACAUA
Mya arenaria is the source of this 1653-nucleotide messenger RNA. RefSeq lists its product as uncharacterized. The record is from RefSeq and is a predicted model, not a curated record. NCBI's taxonomy places the organism in Eukaryota, Metazoa, Mollusca, Bivalvia, Myida, Myidae. Bases 170 to 1354 code for a protein of 394 amino acids. Gene Ontology annotation, cellular component: nucleus. The transcript has 5 exons.